UUUCAAAUAUGAAAGUAAAAAGCUGGCUUGAUUCAUUAUUACGCAAUAAACACGGAUACUGUAGAUAAAACGUUCUCUUUGUGAAAGCUGUUGUACUUGGAUUGGGUUGGGGAAGUUGAAGAAUUGAAGAGAAAAGCACAUCAAGACACAAGAAACAUGAAGACCGCGGCCUUUCUAUGUUUUUCUUUCACAUAUUUUAGGUACACAAUCUGUAACUGUCCUAGUAACAGUUUGGAAAUGAAAUCUGUGGAGGAUGUUUAUGAGUUUAUCUGGGAGAACAAUAUAGACAUCGCCUAUAAGACGAUCCGAGGGGACUUCCUGAUACAAAUGCAGAACGGCAGCUUGCAGGCAGAGAGAUAUAUCAGCUUCACCAUCCAAGAUCUUAACUAUGUACUGAAAGUGGCUGGUAUGUUGAAGAAAAUGAGCGCAAAUGUAACUCAGUUUAAUGACCUCGAGGACUUCUUUAAUGGUAGAUACUCAAGUUACAAACGUUUUGGCAAUUUGAUGCUCAAACAAUAUUUUUUCGAGGGUGAGCCUCCCAUUGAGCAAACUCCAGCUAUGAAGAAGUAUCUGGCGUUCUACAGAAACCUGAUGGACAAUGAAGAGCCGCUGUACUUUGCCGUGGGUCUUCUGCCCUGCGCUAGACUCUGGGUUUGGCUGGCUAAAAAUCUCAACACUCCUUCAACCAAUGCCUACUACACUUGGAAGGUGGAUAAUAUGGGCGGCCAUCCUGAGAAACACUACAGAGCUCUGCUGAAUAAGUAUCUCAACACAACUCAGAAAGUGGAGAAGGCUAAUGCUAUAUUCCGUGCACAGAUGCAGAACGAGCACGAUUUCUUCUUCUCGUCUUGACUGGUUGUUAAAUGCAAACACCGUCUGAGCAAUUCAAUAUUUCAUAAAAAUAAAAAAAGUUUGCAAUGAUAAUCCAAAUAUUGCUUGAUGUAUUUGAUGGCGUAUUUUA
Messenger RNA from Carassius carassius (crucian carp), 961 nucleotides. RefSeq lists its product as uncharacterized. NCBI's taxonomy places the organism in Eukaryota, Metazoa, Chordata, Actinopteri, Cypriniformes, Cyprinidae. The record is from RefSeq and is a predicted model, not a curated record. Gene Ontology annotation, cellular component: cytosol. The transcript is spliced from 3 exons. Bases 157 to 852 code for a protein of 231 amino acids.